AAAAUUAACCCACAUACAUAUCAUUAACAAUUACGUAACUUUGUAUAUAGAAGUAUCCAUUCAGAAUUUCCUAUUCCACCGCCACACACCCCAAUUCCCACCGUUAAAAAACCACGUUACGUCCAUUCUCUUUGGUUGGUUGGGUUCGUUGGUUCGUUGAUAUCCAAUUGAUAUCCAUGCGAGUCAAAGGUUAAUAACCUUAAAUGGAUACCACGUUGUUUGGUGUAGUGAGAUUCCAACAUCCUCAAGGUGAUCAAGAUCAAUCCCUCAACAACUCCACCACCACCACCAGCUCUCCAUCCUCCAGACAACACAACUAUCCCUACCCACAAGAAGACGAAGAAUGCUUCAACUUUUUCAUGGAUGAAGAAGACCUAUCCUCGUCUUCUUCCAAGCACUACUAUCCCUAUCAACCCCACCCUCCCUCCACUACACCUACCACCACCACCACCACCACCACCGACCUCUCCUUCUCUCCCACCCAAGACCCCGCCUUCCCUUUCCAGCUCUCCGGCAAGUGGGCCAACGACAUACUCCUCGAAACCUCACGUGCCGUCUCCGACAAGAACACCACGCGCCUCCAGCAACUCAUGUGGAUGCUCAACGAACUCGCCUCCCCCUACGGCGACACCGACCAGAAACUCGCCUCCUACUUCCUCCAAGCCUUCUUCAGCCGCAUCACCCAAGCCGGUGACCGAACCUAUCGAACCUUGGCCUCGGCCUCCGAGAGAACAUGCUCCUUCGAAUCCACGCGCAAGACCGUGCUGAAGUUCCAAGAGGUCAGUCCCUGGACAACCUUCGGACACGUGGCGUCCAAUGGUGCCAUCUUGGAAGCCUUGGAAGGCGAGCCCAAACUACACAUAGUUGACAUCAGCAACACCUAUUGCACCCAAUGGCCUACGCUCUUCGAAGCCCUUGCCACUCGAAACGACGACACUCCGCACCUCCGUCUCACCUCCCUCGUCACCGCCGCCUCCGCGCACAAGGUCAUGAAGGAAAUCGGCGCCAGAAUGGAGAAAUUUGCCAGACUCAUGGGCGUGCCUUUUCAAUUCAACGUCGUUCAGCACUUAGGUCAACUUUCUGACUUCGAUUUCGGCGCCCUGGAUAUCAAAGAGGACGAGGCUUUGGCUAUUAACUGUGUCAAUACUUUGCAUUCGGUCUCCGCCAUCGGGAACCACCGUGAAGCGGUGAUAUCCUCGCUGAGGAGGCUGCAGCCGAGGAUCGUGACGGUGGUGGAGGAGGAGGCGGACUUGGACGUGGGAUUGGAGGGGUUGGAGUUCGUGAAGGGUUUUGAAGAGUGUUUGAGGUGGUUUAGGGUUUACUUCGAAGCGUUAGAAGAGAGCUUUCCGCGGACGAGCAACGAGCGGUUGAUGCUGGAGCGGGCGGCGGGGAGGGCGGUGGUCGACCUGGUGGCAUGUUCGGCUUCGGAUUCGGUGGAGCGACGGGAGAGGGCAGGGCGGUGGACGAGGAGGAUGCAUGGAGGUGGAUUCAAUACGGUGGCGUUUAGCGAAGAGGUGUGUGAUGACGUGAGAGCGUUGUUGAGGAGGUAUAGGGAGGGAUGGUCAAUGGCACAGUGCUCCGACGCCGGAAUAUACCUUUCGUGGAAGGACCAGCCGGUGGUGUGGGCCAGUGCAUGGAGGGCCUUGACGUAGUGUAGAGGAGAAUGACUUGACUUUGGUACUUAAGACAAUGGUAUUAAUCGGAGGGUAUGAGGAUGAUUGCAGCAAAGGGAUUUGCCUCUAUUAUUCAAAAAGGAAUCAUCAGACUAAAUUUAUUUUCAUCACAUUUCCUUUUCAUUUUUCACUAUUUCUGUUGUACAUACUUUAUAUAUUAUAUUAUAUUUGGGUUUAUAUCUCAAGCUAUUCGAGUACUUUUUAUAAACUAUUCAAGCAGUA
Vigna radiata var. radiata (mung bean) is the source of this 1895-nucleotide messenger RNA. Its product is annotated as protein SHORT-ROOT. Gene Ontology annotation, cellular component: nucleus. Bases 204 to 1652 code for a protein of 482 amino acids. NCBI's taxonomy places the organism in Eukaryota, Viridiplantae, Streptophyta, Magnoliopsida, Fabales, Fabaceae. The record is from RefSeq and is a predicted model, not a curated record. Gene Ontology annotation, molecular function: DNA-binding transcription factor activity; sequence-specific DNA binding. Gene Ontology annotation, biological process: leaf development; regulation of DNA-templated transcription; negative regulation of mitotic cell cycle. The transcript has 2 exons.